Fonsecaea nubica is the source of this 2163-nucleotide messenger RNA. RefSeq lists its product as hypothetical. The transcript has 3 exons. Gene Ontology annotation, molecular function: L-glutamate transmembrane transporter activity; L-aspartate transmembrane transporter activity; calcium ion binding. The coding region runs from base 1 to 2163 and encodes 720 amino acids. Gene Ontology annotation, biological process: malate-aspartate shuttle; aspartate transmembrane transport; L-glutamate transmembrane transport. NCBI's taxonomy places the organism in Eukaryota, Fungi, Ascomycota, Eurotiomycetes, Chaetothyriales, Herpotrichiellaceae. The record is from RefSeq and is a predicted model, not a curated record.
AUGGCGACUGUCACAGAGGCUGUAAAAGAGUCCUUACUGGGCUCCACGACCCCUUCAAGCCUGUCUACAGAAUCCCGCUUGACGUUUCUGAAACAUGCAAACCAAGGCGAAGACGGAGAGCUUUACAUGAACGAGGAGGGUUUUAUCAACGCCAUCGCACCACCAGAAGAAGAUUAUCACAAAAUAAAACGGGAACAAUAUGGCAUCCUCUUUGGAGUUGCGGACCGUCACAAGCGCGGCAAGAUCUCCAUGUCAGAAUGGGCCGCCUUUGACAAUCUCCUCGCAAAAUCAGACGCCGAAUAUGAAAUCGCUUUCAGAUUAUUCGACGAAGAUGGUACGGGUUCGAUCAAGUCGGACACUUUCCAAAAGAUCUACGAACAGAACCGAGGCCAGGAAAGCAUUCCCUUUGACUUCAACUCGGAAUGGGCGUCGCUCUAUAUCGGUGGGAAAAAUAAGAGACACGAGAUGACCUACCCCCAAUUUGCGCAGAUGAUGCGAGGGUUGCAGGGCGAGCGCAUCCGACAGGCGUUCCACCUGUACGAUAAGGACAAAGAUGGCUAUAUCGACCCAGAGGACUUUGAGCGCAUUAUCCGAGCCACUGCAGGACAUAAGUUGUCUGACCACCUGCUGGAGAACCUGCCGACUCUGUGCAAUAUCUCGUCGGGAACCAAAAUCUCCUACGCCAACGUCCGCGCUUUCCAGAACGUCAUUCGUGAAAUGGACCUUCUCGAUUUGAUCAUUCGGAAUGCGACCGCAAAAUCCCCAGACGGCAGGAUCGACCGGACAGAUUUCCUCAACGAAGCUGCUCGACUGACGCGCUUUUCACUCUACACCCCCAUGGAAGCCGACAUCUUGUUUCACUUCGCCAGUCUCGACUCGCCCUCAGGGCGGUUGAGUCUGGAUGACUUCGCCAAGGUUUUGGACGCCAGCUAUCAGACAGCAGGUGCGAAGCUCACUGCUGUGGCCGAAGCUGCUGACCGCGCCGUGUCAAAGUCCCAACAGCUACUUCGCAGCUUGCUUGAAUCUGCACACCAUUUCGGUCUUGGCUCUAUCGCCGGCGCGUUCGGGGCGUUCAUGGUCUAUCCGAUCGAUCUGGUCAAGACACGAAUGCAAAACCAGCGGAGCUCCCGUCCUGGUGAAAGACUUUAUGAGAAUUCCAUUGACUGUGCGCGCAAAGUCAUACGAAACGAAGGUUUUCGGGGACUGUACUCGGGUGUACUGCCUCAGUUGGUUGGGGUGGCUCCUGAAAAGGCCAUCAAGCUCACAGUGAAUGACCUUGUGCGAGGAAGAUUCACAGACAAGCAAACUGGCAAGAUUGCACUCUCGGCGGAGAUUCUGGCAGGAGGUUCCGCAGGGGCUUGUCAAGUGGUCUUUACCAACCCACUCGAAAUUGUCAAAAUUCGCCUGCAGGUCCAGGGUGAAUUGGCCAAGAAAUCUGACGCGGUUCCCAAACGUAGUGCGAUGUGGAUCGUUCGAAAUCUCGGUAUCUUGGGCUUGUAUAAGGGUGUAACAGCCUGUCUGUUGCGCGAUGUUCCGUUCUCGGCUAUAUACUUCCCCACAUACAGCCACCUGAAAAGAGAUUUCUUCGGCGAAUCACCCACCAAGUCGUUAGGCAUCUUGCAGCUUCUGACGGCCGGUGCCAUCGCGGGUAUGCCAGCUGCCUAUCUUACCACCCCUUGCGACGUGAUCAAGACUCGACUCCAGGUGGAAGCCCGCAAGGGAGAAGCAACAUACAACGGCCUUGGGGACUGCGCGCGCAAGAUUCUCAAGGAAGAAGGGUUCAAGGCAUUUUUCAAGGGCGGCCCGGCCCGUAUCCUACGUUCGUCACCGCAGUUCGGCUUUACGCUCGCGGCGUACGAAGUGCUAUCGAAUCUACUCCCAUUCCCUGGCUCAGACGAGGCCGAGAAGCAGAAGGCAGGAGGUGGAGUGUCGGGCGUGGCUGGCAGAGUGGAACCGGGCGUUGGCCUUAGGGAGGCAAAGGCCCCGUUGCCGUACCUGCGCAGUCGCAACGCUUUGAAGAUCCUGCUCGACCUGGACGUUAACUUCGGCCGGGUCAAGCCGGGUCAAGACGUGGGGAGCCUGAUGCAGCAGCAUGCGAUGGCGGCUGCGGCGGGCAAGGAGGCCGUUGAGAAAGGUGUUGGCUGGUUCGGGAAGAAGUUGUGA